This is a messenger RNA of Paramisgurnus dabryanus, 2565 nucleotides long. RefSeq names its product ESF1, nucleolar pre-rRNA processing protein, homolog (S. cerevisiae) (gene esf1). Gene Ontology annotation, molecular function: RNA binding. Gene Ontology annotation, biological process: rRNA processing. NCBI's taxonomy places the organism in Eukaryota, Metazoa, Chordata, Actinopteri, Cypriniformes, Cobitidae. Gene Ontology annotation, cellular component: nucleus. The record is from RefSeq and is a predicted model, not a curated record.
GAAGUGGGCGGAGCUACGGGAGACGCGGAAGUACUGGAGCAUCACGGGAAAACACGUGUAGACUGUGGUGUACAACUCGUAAUACAAUUUUGUAGGUUAAUGCAUUAAUCUUCAUCUUCCGAGUCAUCAUGACUUCCAAAAACACAUUAAGCGGAGAUGACCGCUUCUCUAAGGUUAAAAAGGACCCUCGCUUCUGGGAGAUGCCAGACAGAGAGCGCAAAGUCAAGAUCGACAAACGUUUCCAGUCCAUGUUCCACGACGAACGCUUCAAGCUGAAGUAUACGGUGGAUAAACGCGGCAAACCUGUCAAUCACUCGUCCACUGAGGACCUCAAACGCUUUUACAAGCUCUCGGACUCCGAUCAGUCCGAUGGAGAUGAUGAUGAGGAGGAGGAGAAGAGAACAGAAAAGACCAAGAAGAAGAAACGGGCAGCAAAAAAGAUAGAGGCGGAUAAACAAGCUCAAAGUAAUGAAGACGAUGAGACGGAUGAAUCUGAAGAAGAGGAUCUGUCAGAAAAAUCUUUAAAGAAGUGCCAGAAAGAUCCUAAAAAAGCUAAACCCAGUACAAAGCUGCCAGCCAAGGGAGUGAGGGUGUUUGAAGAAGAUGAGGAUGAGGAGUCUGGUGGUGAUGAUGAUGAUGAGGAUGAUGUCAGCAUGGGGAGCACUGAUGAUGGGAGUGAUGAAGAUGAGGAUGAAGAUGAAGAUGAGAGUGAGUCAGAGGAAGACAGUGGGCCUGAUCUGGCCAGAGGGAAGGGUAAUAUCGAGACCAGCUCGGAUGAAGAUGAUGAUGAUGAUGAAGAGGUGGAGGAUUACCUCCGCCGUGAAGAAGAAGAUAUCGAGCAUGACUGGGGAGAGAUGUGGAAAGACGCUCCGUGCAGUGAUGAUGUGUCACGGCGGUUGGCGGUUUGUAACAUGGAUUGGGACAGAAUAAAAGCCAAAGAUCUUAUGGCCCUCUUCAACUCCUUCAAGCCCAAAGGAGGCGUGAUUCUGUCUGUGAUGAUUUAUCCAUCUGAGUUUGGGAAAGAAAGAAUGAGGGCCGAACAGACCCAGGGUCCGCUGGAGCUCACCAGCCUGCCGGAAAACCCGGAUGCAGACACAGAAGAGCAAAGAGUCUACAGAGAAAAGGUGCGCGAUUACCAGUUCAAACGCCUGCGGUAUUACUAUGCCGUGGUGGAGUGCGACUCCGUCGAAACCGCAGCAAAGAUUUACGAGGAAUGUGAUGGCUUUGAGUACGAGAGCAGCUGCUCUAAGAUCGACUUGAGGUUUAUCCCCGAUGAUGUGACGUUUGAAGAGGAGCCAAAAGACAAAGCUACAGAAGUGGAUUACGGAUCUUACAAGCCCAAAAUCUUCACGUCGACGGGCACCACCACAGCCAAGGUCGAGCUGACGUGGGACGAAACGGAUCACGACCGCGUCACGGCUCUCUCCAGAAAGUUCAACAAAGACGAGCUGUUGGAUAUGGACUUCAAAGCUUACCUGGCCUCCUCCAGCGAGGAAGAGGACGAUGAGGAAGAAGCAGAGGAAAUCGCACAAGCCGAGAAGCCGGUCGAGUCUCUUUCUGAGGAGAAACAGAAGGGGAAGAAAAGCUCGGAUCAGAUCGAUAAAUACAGAGAACUUCUGAAGAGCAUUCAGGAUAAAGACAAGAAGAAGGAUGACUCCAUUGACAUGGAAAUCACAUGGGUACCAGGACUUAAGGAAACAACCGAGAAGCUUGUGAAGAAGAAAAUGGAGGGCAAAGAUCAGCUGACACCAUGGGAGGAAUUUCUGCAGAAGAAGAAAGAGAAGAAGAAAGAGAAAAGAAAGGGAAAGAAGGAAAUGGUGGAGGCGGAGCCUGAGAUCAGUGAUGAUGAAGUUCCUGUUGAUGUUGACCUCAACGACCCCUACUUCACAGAGGAGCUCGGGACGACACAAUCUCUAAAAAACAAAAAGAAGAAGAAGAACAAGGAGGAGGAAAGAACGGCAGAAGAGGAAGAAGAGAUGAAGAAACAGAAGGCUGAGAUGGAGCUGCUGAUGGAGGACGAUGAAGAUGACAAACACAAACACUUCAACUAUGACAAGAUCGUGGAGCAUCAGAACCUGAGCAAGAACAAGCGGAAGAAACUUCAGAAGAGCAACACCCCACUGGAGAAGGACGAAUUUCAGGUGGAUGUUAAAGACCCUCGUUUCCAGGCUAUGUUCACAUCCCAUCUUUACAACCUGGACCCGUCCGACCCGGCCUACAAGAAGACCAAAGGCACGCAGAGCAUCUUAGAGGAGAAACAGAAGCGCCGAGAAGAGGAACAGCACAGCCAAGAGGAGGCGCUGAAGAGCAAAGCCGUCCAGGAGGAGCCCAAACCAAUGACCUCAGACGCGACUUCGGCUAAAGCCAUGGACUCUAAUUUAUCACUGCUUAUUAAAUCCAUCAAGAACAAAACUGAACAGUUUCAAGCACGCAAGAAACAGAAGACGAAAUAGAGCGCCUAUAAGAGACUCGACGUUUGCUGUUUGUAGGCUUUGAUUUAUUUUCAUGCUGGAAAAGCUUCAUGUUUUGUUUCUGAAGCUAUAACAGUAAAAUCAUUAAAACCUG